AUGUCUGAUCUGAAAGUUGCCCUUAUCACCGGCGGAACAAGCGGGAUUGGCCUCGCCGUCGCUGAAGAGCUCAGCAAAACAGGAAAGUGGCAAGUCAACAUCAUCGGCAGUAGCCAAGAGCGAGGCGAAAAAGCAACAGCAGCACUCUCCAACACAAAGUUCUACCAAGCCGAUGUGCGCAAAUAUCAAAAAUUAGCCACCGUCUUCGACCAGAUCUUCAGUGGCUCCCGUCGACUGGAUUUUGUCUUUGCAAACGCCGGAGCUGCUGAAUACACCGACUUCUUUCCUCCCACCUCUGAGACUGGGAUCCCACCUGAGCCUGAUGUCAGCAUUGUCGAUGUCAAUCUCAAGGGUGUUUUGUACACCAGUUACCUAGCAAUUCAUUAUUUCCGACAAUCUCCGGAAGAGACUAAGGGCGAACGAGAUUUGAUUUUGACGUCUAGCAUUGGAGGUCUUUAUCCUUGUGUGCUAACGCCGGUUUAUUCGGCCACCAAACAUGCGCUGACUGGAUUUACUCGCUCAAUUGGAGCGAGGUUCUGGCUUGAAGGAGUCCGUGUGAAUGCUCUAUGCCCUGGAGUGGUGGAAACGCCUCUUUUGACUGACAAUGGAAACUUUCCGGAUAUUUUCCCGAGAGAUGUGUUCAUCCCAAUCAGCUUCGUCACUGGCGUGGUCACAAAGAUGAUCUCUGGGCAAGAGAUGGUGGACGGGAAGGGGGUGAGCGUGCCCGGCGAUGAGCUGUAUGCACGGGCGGUCCACGUCUCAGUGAAUAAAUUCUUUUUUGUUGAGAAGCCGGAGCUCUAUGAUGAAGUAUCGGAGAAGACUUGGGGUGCUAUGAUGGGCGCGAAUCUUUCCCCUGAUAUGCUUGCCAAUCUCUGA
Penicillium nucicola is the source of this 876-nucleotide messenger RNA. RefSeq names its product Glucose/ribitol dehydrogenase. Gene Ontology annotation, molecular function: oxidoreductase activity, acting on the CH-OH group of donors, NAD or NADP as acceptor. The coding region runs from base 1 to 876 and encodes 291 amino acids. NCBI's taxonomy places the organism in Eukaryota, Fungi, Ascomycota, Eurotiomycetes, Eurotiales, Aspergillaceae. The transcript is spliced from 3 exons. The record is from RefSeq and is a predicted model, not a curated record. Gene Ontology annotation, cellular component: cytoplasm.